Molecule: messenger RNA, 3808 nt
Organism: Eriocheir sinensis (Chinese mitten crab)
Lineage: Eukaryota; Metazoa; Arthropoda; Malacostraca; Decapoda; Varunidae
Product: solute carrier family 2, facilitated glucose transporter member 1-like
Exons: 11
Coding region: 547-2121 (524 amino acids)
Biological process (GO): monosaccharide transmembrane transport
Cellular component (GO): membrane
Molecular function (GO): hexose transmembrane transporter activity
Source: RefSeq, a predicted model, not a curated record
GCGUUCAGUCCGCCCCAAGCAGCGUGGCAGAAGGGGUGCAGAGUGAACCACGGCGGGCACACGUCAUACACGACAGACGGAGACGUGAAAUAACUCCCCUCUAAAACAACGGAUACGUGAAAUAGCUCCCCUCUCAGACAACGUGCUGCCCAUGCAACAAGAACGUGACAUAACUCCCUUCUCAGUCAACGGUCACGUGAAAUGGCUCCCCUCCCAGACACCACACGCUGAUCUGUUGUUGCUACGGUAACGCCCAAGCCGCCGAGCUGGUUGGAUCUGGUUGGUGGAAAAGGAGGAGGGAAGGGAAUGAGGGAGUGAGGGUGCAGUGGAAGGCCAAGCAGACACAACGGCGCUUUGUAUCGACGAAGGCGCGGCAGGGAACGGACGUCGGCGCUUGGGUCCCCGCCUGACAAACACACGCGUUCUCUCUCUCACCCUCUCUCUCCCUCUCUCAUUGAUCCAAGUGUUGUGUCAGCCUGUCAGUCGGUAUCCAGACCUCAGCACACCCUCAGCCGCCCUCCCGACAGCUUCCGACAGCAGCUCAAGAUGUCGGAAAAGACCCUCAUGAAGCAGAACAGCAACUCCGCCAAGUCGUUCCUCGCCAGCCAGUCUGAUAGUCAGCGGAAGGGCAGCGUGGACUCCUACAGCCAGGUCACGCCGCGGCUGCUGCUGGCCGUGGCCGUGAGCAUUCUGGGCUCCUCGCUGCCCGGUGGAUACUGCCUCGGGGUCAUCAAUACGCCACAGGAGACCAUACGGCGAUGGCUGCGGGGCGUCGUUCUCAACUCCUACGGCCUCGAGCUGACGGAGAAGGGGGAGGUGUCGCUAUGGGCCGUGGUGGUCUCCAUAUUCGUCGGCGGUGCCAUCGUUGGGGCCUCGGUCGGCGGGAGAGUGACAGACGCCGUGGGCAGGAGGACCGCCAUGCUGCUCAACCAUCUCCUGUGCAUUGUAUCAGCCUUCUUCCUCCUCUUCUGUAAAUUCGUGGGCUCGGCGGAGUUACUGGUAGUGGGCAGGUUCACGUCUGGUCUCUAUACAGGCCUCGCCACCUGCAUAGUUCCGCUCUACCUGUCGGAGGUGGCGCCAUUCAAGCUGAGAGGCGUCAUGGGUGUCAUAUUUCCCAUGGGCAUGAGUGUGGGGGUCCUCAUUGCUCAGGUGCUGGGGUUGGAGAGCAUCUUGGGCACCGAGAAUGGCUGGCCGUUCCUGCUGGGGGGCUUCAUGGUGCUGCCGGCGGUGGCGGUGCUGGCUCACCCGCUGCUGCCGGAGUCCCCGACCUAUUGUUACAUUGUGGCGCAGGACGAGACCCGAGGACUGAAAGAGCUCCAUCGCCUGCGUGGGAGCGACAACCUGCUGGUGGAGGCGGAGGAGGCGGCGCUCAAGGUCUUGGCCCACCAGAUGAAGGACGACCAAUGGAGAAACAACUGGAGUGCCAUGUGGUUACUCCGUUCUAGCACGUACCGCCUGCCACUCCUACUCACCAUGAUGGCCAACGCAGCGCAGCAAUUCUCAGGCAUCAACGCUGUGAUGUACUACUCCACCCUCAUCUUCCGGGACGCUGGCCUGGACCUGCAUCAGAGCCAGCUGGCGUCCAUCGGGGCCGGCGCCAUCAACGGCCUCAUGAGUGUGCUGGCUCUGUCCCUCGUAAGGCACUGUCGGCGGAGGGUGCUGCUGCUGACAUCCAUGGUGCUGUGUGCUGUGUGCCAGGCCAUGCUGAUCGUGGCGCUGUGGUUCCUGCCGACAGCCCCCUGGGCCUCCUACUGUGCCAUCUUCGCCCUCAUGGCCUAUAUCACCAUGUAUGCCAUCGGUCUGGGCCCCAUCCCCUUCAUGCUCCCGACAGAGCUGUUCCCGGUGGGGCCUCGGUCGGUGGGCAUCGCGGUGGGCGGCACAACCAACUGGCUGAGCAACAUGGUGGUGGGGCUGACCUUCCCUCUCAUCCAGGCAGCGAUCGGGGAGUUCUCCUUCGUGCUCUUCAUCGCCUCCUCCAUUGUCCUCGGCUCCGUCAUGUACAGAUACCUCCCUGAGACUUUCGGGAAGGGGAUUUUAACCGAGUCCAAGGAUGAACUGAGCAGCGAGUCCAGCAAGAAGACCACAUUGGACCUCGCCAUCGACAACCCCUCGGCGGUGUGAGGCAUCCGUCCCGCCCCACCCUCUCUCACCCGCCAAUCUUUCAAACUCAGCCGUGUCGGCAAUGUUAUGAACUGCCGCCGCCAUCAUGAGGAAGAAGAGUAAAGGGAGAAGAUAAAGAAAAAUUAAAUAUCUAUGAAUAACAGGAGAAAAAGAAGAAAAAGAAGAAGAAGACCAAGAAAAAGAGGAAGAACAAGUUGUAGAACAAUAAAAGGAACAAAUAGAAUAAAAAGAUGAAAAGUUCGCCCAAGUUCGUCCAGCCAUCAAGUUCUCCCAGCACUCAGGAACUUACUAUAUGUACUUCAGACCCUUCUAUGAGCCUUUAUAUCAGUGGUUCCCAGCCAGAGGUCCGUGGAAGAAUUUCAAGGGUCUAUAGGGAUUCUAAUUAUGUUUAACCAGUUAGCAGCAACGGGACAAAUUUGUGGAUUUACCGUGUACCAGCGCUGGACGGGCCAAAUUUUUGCCAUGAUAUAAACCCCAAAAAUAGAGGAUGCAUAAACUUAUCACAAAUGUGUUGAUAUAUAUUAUGAAAUGGUUUGCAUGAGUGAUGAUUUUUUCUUAUUAUUCUCGCUUAGAGGGGCCUUUAAGAAACACGAUCCCUGCAGCUACCGCGUUCAAUUUAUUAUACUGGAAUUAGGAGACAUGUAGUUCAGAAUAAAAUUUAUACUACUGUACACAAUCCUUAAAACUGAAUGCUUGAAUGCUAGAAUUGCUCUACAUUAGCUAACGGUACCAGGGGUGUCAAACUCACGGCCCACAUGACAAAUUUAGCCCCUGGGAUGGUACUGAGUGGCCCGCGAGAUGUAGGGUCCACAGGUGAAAGUGACUGGAUAAAGGGGAAUGGGUCAAAAUAGGCUGGGAACCUCUGCUCUAUAUGGUCUGAGUCUGACUUUCCUUCUCUUGUUACUGACCCACAUCUAUCUCUAAGGGUGAGGAGGAUGAGGAAGACAGUAACAGGGAAGGUCUCAACACUGUACCUAAGCGGAGAUAUAUUACCUCCACGCCUUCCAGGGUCGAUAAUUAUGCAUGAAAAGAAGCAUGAAUAACCACCUUUUCAGUAUUUAUAGUUUACAUUAAUUCACCACUCUGUCUCAAUCACCAAUGGUCUCAACACUGUACCUAAGUGGAGAUAUAAUAUUAUUGCCUCCAUGCCUUCCAGGGUCGAUAUUUAUGCAUGAAAAUAAGUGAAUAACCACCUUUUCAGUAUCUAUAGUGUACAUUAAUUCAGCUCUCCGUCUCAAUCACCAAUGGUCUCAACACAGCACCUAAGUGGAGAUAUAAUAUUAUUGCCUCCACGCCUUCCAGGGUCGAUAUUUAUGCAUGAAAAUAACCAUGAAUAACCACCUUUUCAGUAUCUAUAGUGUACAUUAAUUCAGCUCUCCGUCUCAAUCACCAAUGGUCUCAAUACUGUCCUAAGUGGAGAUAUAUUACCUCCAUGCCUUCCAGGGUCUACAUGCAUGAAAAGAAGCAUGAAUAUACAGUGCAUUGAUUCAUUCCCAUUCACCAUACAAGGAUGACUGCACGAGGCUCCCAACUCUGUCAUAGUGAAGCCGGAUUGGCGAUAUAAUGACAAUAUUCCCUUCCCUUCCCUUGCCUUGGAUGUAGUGAAUGCCAAUUGAAAUGGUGUGUGUGUGUGUGUGUGUGUGUGUGUGUGUGUGUGUGUGUGUGUGUGUGUGUGUGUGCGCCAGUC